AUGGAACGCGCGUUUGAGGAACUCUUGUCUGAGAAGGGAACUGUGGAUUUGCAAAAGGAAAAUGAUACAAUAUACGUCGAGCAGGCAGAAAAUUCGUUGAAGAGAUGCAAAAAUGAAUAUAAAACAAUUCUUGUGGACAAAACUAUGUUACAAUUGAAAAUGCGAAGAAGUAAUGAGAAAUUGCAGUUUUACAAUGAAAAGGUUUUUGACUUAGAAAAAGACCGUCUGUAUAUGAAAAAUUGCGAAAAGGAAAGAGAGACUGAUAUUAGCAUUGCAAUAGGAAUGGCGGUUGCAACACUCCGCUUGACGAAUGAAGAAAAUGCAAAGCUGAAGAAAGAAAUCAACUGCAGGCGAUUGCAAACUAGCAAACUUAUUAAUCGGUAUGAAAUUGAGUCGCUUAAAAUGGCCCAAACAUCUGAAGGCAGGGUGGAAAACCCACCGCUCCAUGUGAUCAAGGUUGUUGAACUGUUUUUGUGCAUAAUAUUUUAUGAUGGACUGGUGCUGCAAGAAAUGGAUGGGCUAAAAAGUCACGGGGACAAAUUGGACGCGGAAAUCAAGCAGUCCAAAAAAGAGUUGGAGGCCCUUCAAAAUACGUUAUCACUUUUGAAAGAAAGCAAUCGAAUUUGUGAAAGCAAUUAUCUUGAAGCGGAAUCUGAUUUGGUUCAAGAAAGAAACAUACUUGAACAAAGCCGUAAGGAACUAAAGAGUACUGUUCACAGAAAGAAGGAACGGCUCCUAUACACAAGGACAAAGGUUGAGGAAUUGAAACUAGCCAUGGAUGCGGCAGACCAAGAGCUAAUAAAGGCGCAAUUUUGUGGAAAUCAACUUCAAACAAAUACGUCCAAAUUGGAAAAAGCCAUCAACAUCUUAGAUCAACGAAUUUUGAGAGCCACAAGGUGUCUAACGAAAUCCAAGUCAGCUGCCCUUCAGCAUAUCCGAAAAGUGAGGGAUUUAAAGGAAACGGAAAUACGUGCUGAUAUAGAGUUGCAGCUGAAAAGAGACCUUAACGAGAAGCUGGUGGCGCUGACGAUGAGUCAGCUGCGGAGCAAAGAUCAGAAGGGUGUAGAGGUGCAGGCUCGGGUCUACCUCGCAGCCGCCGACAUCAUCACGGGUCCACGGUCUUCAUGGGCCCCAUUGAGGGACACCACCAGGCUGAGUGGUACCUCUUCCACGGGCACUCCAUGCUCUAGCGCUGCCGUCACCACCAUCCCCUCGCCCACUUCCACAAGAUCAUCAAUUCCUCAACGACUGAGCCUACUGGAGGGCCGCACUCUACUAGGAGAAUCAUCAAGCUGCAGAGCUUCUAUCAAGAGCGGCAAGUAG
This is a messenger RNA of Echinococcus granulosus, 1323 nucleotides long. RefSeq names its product Coiled-coil domain-containing protein. Gene Ontology annotation, biological process: inner dynein arm assembly; cilium movement; cilium-dependent cell motility. Bases 1 to 1323 code for a protein of 440 amino acids. The transcript is spliced from 7 exons. NCBI's taxonomy places the organism in Eukaryota, Metazoa, Platyhelminthes, Cestoda, Cyclophyllidea, Taeniidae. Gene Ontology annotation, cellular component: axoneme. The record is from RefSeq and is a predicted model, not a curated record.